AAGGCCUUCUAUUUAUUCACCUCUGACAGUCUGUUUUGUGUGUCCUGAUUUAUGUAAUAAAGCAGCCAAAAGGACAGAGCACCAUUAGCCGUGGAUGAACGGAGAGCGCAAGGUUUUUCGCCGAGCGCAGGAUCUGAGAGAUGGGAGCUACAGAGUCCCGCACCCAGUCCAGAAUGCUCCAGCAGGAUCGCCCAAACAACGCAGCCUAUGGAGGUGUGUCCUCCUCCCUGCGCCUGCUUAGCAAUGGCCCGCAGCAGUUCAACAAGAAGUUUGAGAAAGACAGCAAUUUCAACUUCCUGGGUGAAGAUGACGAGACACUUGGGGGAGACGAGAACCGUAAUCAGGUGAGGCCACGUUCCCUGGGGCCGCUGGGCCGCGAGUUGCCGACCCUGCUUCACCACACAGGGGUGCCUCUGGGGCCACUGUCCCCGCUAUCCCGCCUGCCCUGCUGGAGCCCACUGGAGCCCCUCCAGGAGGUGGAGAGCGGCGAUGAUGGAGGUGGCAGGGUGCCUCCAGAGGGAGCUGAGGAGGGCAGGAUAGACGAGGAGAUGAGGCGAAUUAGUGAUGGGGAGAAGAAGGACCUGGAAGAGUCCAGAGAGUACGGCGGUAAGGAGGAGGAAGGAGUGGAGGAGGAGGAUGAUGGGUUGGAGUGGGGCGAGAGUGAUGAGGAGUUUGCCUUCAGCUCCCACAGCGGCAGUGCCUCCUCGCUUGCUGACGGUGGAGAGGCUGGCCUUGGCAAUCUCCCAUCUACCUGGGACCGCCUCUGCAUUGGGGGUCCACCCACUGCGGAGCAAGACCACACCUUCUCGGGUCAACGCGGGGCGGAGAGAUUCCGAGGGAGCCUGGAAGGCAUGGAGCCAGGGGACGAGGAGGGUUCGUCGGACUCCGAGUGGGACGGCUGCGGUACCAGCGAUGAAGUGAUGGAGGCGCUGUGGAGUGCUCAAGACCGACAAAGUUUCAAAGAGAAAGAGAUGCAAAAGCACCAGUUGCAGCUCACCAUGUACCGGCGACUGGCGCUGAUCCGCUGGGUUCGAACCCUUCAGGCCCGCGUGCAGGACCAGCAGAACCGCCUGCAGAGCAGCUUUGACGUCAUCCUCACACACCGCAAAGAGCUCCUGCGCAUGGGAGCUGCUGCCAGCCACUGAGACAUGAGGAUGAGGAAGAGGAACGUUCAGAAAGAGUAGACAGGACUUGUGUAGAGAGUGGUAUCAUCCUGGGACUGUCACCAACCAUAAUAUUACAGCCAAAGACGUGAUCAGACCUUGUUCUGUGAUGGUCUCCCUUCCCUCUCUGACUCAGGGAUCAGUGUCGUGUAGGGUCUGGAGAUGUAGGCUAGUUAUUUCCUGGUGUGUGAUUCCUCUGUUCUAUCUUUGCACUCCUGGGACUGGCUGUGUAUGUCUCUGUGUGAGUGAGAGCAUGUGUCUGUGAUCUAUCUCUGUGUGUGAGCGGUUGAAUUAUAUGUUGUAUUUCUGUUCCCAGCCAGAAUUCUUGGACAGAUAUACUAAAAUAACCUCUAUAUAUGACCUUUAAAUUAUAUUAAAGUUUAUCCCAGAGCUUAUCAUAAAUGGAUCUAUAUUAUGUGGAAUAAAACAUCUGUAACACUU
This is a messenger RNA of Clupea harengus (Atlantic herring), 1604 nucleotides long. It is a transcript of the gene c19h1orf216, whose product is annotated as chromosome 19 C1orf216 homolog. NCBI's taxonomy places the organism in Eukaryota, Metazoa, Chordata, Actinopteri, Clupeiformes, Clupeidae. The record is from RefSeq and is a predicted model, not a curated record.